Messenger RNA from Saprolegnia parasitica CBS 223.65, 732 nucleotides. RefSeq lists its product as hypothetical. The coding region runs from base 61 to 732 and encodes 223 amino acids. The record is from RefSeq and is a predicted model, not a curated record. Gene Ontology annotation, cellular component: Ndc80 complex. The transcript has 4 exons. Gene Ontology annotation, biological process: chromosome segregation. Lineage: Eukaryota; Oomycota; Saprolegniomycetes; Saprolegniales; Saprolegniaceae.
CUACGCUUUAACCUGUGCCCAAGGCUCCAUAUACCGUGUGCAUUUCAAACGCUGGUGACGAUGGACCACCUCGAUCUUCCGCUCGACCAGCACCUCGAAGGCGUCGACCGCGCGCUGGCGACAUGGACCGAGGCCGAGAAGCGCCGCAUCGAAGACGCCCAGCGCGCCUGCGUGAGCGAGGUUGCCAAGGAUGAGCAGGAGCUGCGCCAGCUGCAAGAGCGCCAGACGUCGCUGCAAGCCAGCGCCAAGACCGCGGAAGCGAACCGCGAACAGCAGAAGCGGUCAAUCCAUGGCCGAGAACACGAGCUCCGAGGGCUGCAGGCCCAAGUGCUCAAGGUUGAGCCCGUUCUUGCAGGCCUUAAGUCGCGCGAAGCGCUGCAUCUGGGCAACGUGGCCAAGGUGAACGAAGAGAGCGCGCGCAUGACGCAGGCUCACCAAACGGUGGUGGACGAGCUCAUGAAGGGCAUCCACAUGUACCAGAAGCUCGGCCUCGUCAUUGACCGCAAAGGAGAGAACAACCUCGGCUUUGUCUUUACGCAGAUCGACCCGCAAAACCCGGAGCGCGAGUUUUCAUUUGCGUUGCGCAUGCACGAGCGCCAAGAUGUGUUUGCUGUCGAACACUGCAUUCCGGACGUGGCCGACGCUCCGAUGCUGCUCGACCAGCUCAACCAAACCGGCAACAUGUCGGCCUUUGUCCGGGCCAUGCGGCAGCGCUACAAGAGCUUGGUCUAA